Messenger RNA from Phialemonium atrogriseum, 1698 nucleotides. RefSeq lists its product as uncharacterized. The transcript has 4 exons. NCBI's taxonomy places the organism in Eukaryota, Fungi, Ascomycota, Sordariomycetes, Cephalothecales, Cephalothecaceae. Gene Ontology annotation, biological process: double-strand break repair via single-strand annealing; mitotic recombination; double-strand break repair via homologous recombination. Gene Ontology annotation, cellular component: nucleus. The record is from RefSeq and is a predicted model, not a curated record. Bases 1 to 1698 code for a protein of 565 amino acids.
AUGCCUCACCCCGGCGAGCAGCAUGUCAGCAUUGCGAACCCAUUCGAGGAGCCUAAGAGGCGCAUAUCAGAAUACACCGCCCAGGAGGUCUCCAUUCUCCAAAACCGACUCGAGAAACAGCUCGGACCUGAAUACAUCUCGGCGCGGGCCGGCCCCUCAGGCCAGAAGGUGCACUACAUCGCGGCGGAGAAGUGCAUCGCCCUGGCCAACGAGGUCUUUGGGUUCAACGGGUGGUCGUCCAGCAUCCAGAACAUCCAGGUGGACUUUGUCGACGAGAACCCCCAGACCAUGAAGAUCAGCCUGGGCCUGUCGGUCAUCGUGCGGGUCACGCUGCGGGACGGGACCUUCCACGAGGACAUCGGGUACGGGCACAUUGAGAACUGCAAGGGGAAGGCGGCGGCGUUUGAGAAGGCAAAGAAGGAGGGGACCACGGAUGCGCUGAAGAGGACGUUGAGGAACUUCGGAAACGUCCUGGGUAACUGCAUCUAUGACAAGACCUACCUCGCCAAGGUGACUAAAAUGAAGGUCGAGCCGACCAAGUUUAACGAAACUGGUCUGCAUCGACAUGCGGAUUUUAUCAAGAAGGAACAGGCCGAGGCGGCGAGAAUCGAGGCACUCAAAGCGGAUGCAGAUGUGUCUCAAGCCAAGUCAAGUGAUUCAUUCGAAGACAUAUUUGGAGAGUUUGACGAAGUAGAUUUCUGUGUCACCGAAGACGAUCACCCUGAUGAAAUUACGCUUGCAAACUCCGUCCAGACCUCCUCAAACGAGAAGACUCCAAAUCAACAAGCGGUUAACGCUCCAUCUAUGCAACCGCCGUCGCGACCUCUGGCGAGAUCCGUCUCAGCGGGAAGCACUUAUAAUAGACAACCUCAAACUCCGAAUCAACCCACUCCCCGUGGCCAAUUUAGUGGAGGACAGAAUCAGCCGGGCCAUAGCGGAUCUCGACCUCAACAGCAACAAUUCCAGCAAAAUCGACCCCAGCCUCACCAGAACGGCAAUUACACCAGCCACGGACCCAACCAGAACGGCCAUCCCCACCAGACGCCGCCCAAGCCUCCAGGACCGAGUGUACCCGGAGCAGGUGGGGGGGAGGUGGUUGGCUUCUUCUCCGCCCGUGCCGUGAGCCAGCUACCCGAGGAGUCACUCAACAGCGGCCAGGUUGUGCCGCAGGCAGGUCAGAUCUUCAACCCGCGCGCCGAAAGCCCCUCGAUCCGCAAGACCCCCGGGAUCGACCACACAAAGUCCAAACCCGUCGCCAGGAAUGGCCAGCACGUCGCCCCGUCCUCGACCCAGUCCGGCGGUAGCACAGCAGCCGGCCCCGCCACAGGAGCCGCACCCACAGCCGGAGCUGGGGCCGGGGCCGGCAUGGUGGGGUGCGCCUCCGGCCCCGCCCCGCCGCAGCCGGCAGCCGGGAGGGGCAACGUCAUCAACCCGCAGCUCGACCACGCGCGGCGGAUCGGCGCGCCGGGUGGCGGGCCGGGCAGCCCCCUGGCUAACCGCGGGCAGUAUCGCCCGCCCACCAUCAUCCACAAGCGGCAGCUCCCGGGCGAGGGCGCCGGGCCCGGUGGUGGUCCCGGGGCCGCCAGGGCGCCACUGGCGGACGUGUCGAAUAAUAAUAAGAAUAACCCUGGCCAGGCGGCCGGGGCGGGGGCGAUGGGACCUGGUGGACCGGAUGCGAAGAGACAGAAGAUGGCCUAA